AUGCUUGGUUUCUUCCAACACUUUAAGUUGGGUCUUCACUUUGAAGCAAUGCUCUUCUGGCUGACAUUAAUGAGGGAUUUACUUUCAAAGCCAAAGGCUGCCGUUUAUCCAAAUGGAGAGGGCCCAGCAGUUGGAGGUGUUAACGAAAAGAAAAAGAUUCUAAGUCUCAUUAAUGAUGAUAUCUCUAGCGCAAUCCUGGAUGUUCUUUUCAACGAAGGCUCAAGAAAGAAAAAGUCCCUCCUCGAACUGCUCCUUCUUUUGGGCCACUAG
Microthlaspi erraticum is the source of this 270-nucleotide messenger RNA. NCBI's taxonomy places the organism in Eukaryota, Viridiplantae, Streptophyta, Magnoliopsida, Brassicales, Brassicaceae. The record is from the annotation of a GenBank genome assembly.